Messenger RNA from Pyricularia oryzae 70-15, 3785 nucleotides. RefSeq lists its product as uncharacterized. NCBI's taxonomy places the organism in Eukaryota, Fungi, Ascomycota, Sordariomycetes, Magnaporthales, Pyriculariaceae. The record is from RefSeq and is a predicted model, not a curated record. The transcript is spliced from 3 exons. Bases 171 to 3131 code for a protein of 986 amino acids. Gene Ontology annotation, biological process: establishment of cell polarity; regulation of exocytosis; regulation of protein secretion. Gene Ontology annotation, cellular component: plasma membrane; cytoplasm. Gene Ontology annotation, molecular function: syntaxin binding; GTPase activator activity; myosin II binding.
AUCAGCCCUACCAUUGAGCUCCUUGACUAGAUCUGCUCUACCGACUUUGGGUACCUUUUUCAACCGCGAAAUCCAUCGUCAAUGGGCUAUUUCCGAACUGGUAGGGGCUCAUUUCUACAUUCUUUUCAUAAACAGUCGUGCAGUUGAGCUUUAGUCUAGUCACAAGCGCCAUGGCGAGUUUUCUCAGAAGUCGACAGGCGGGCAUGAAUGUCGACCUAUCUGUCAAAAUCGAGCCCCAACACUUCUCACCCGCCGAACAAGCACGAUAUGGAAUCAACUCGCAGAUAAGCUGUGUUGCCUACGACCCUGUGCAAUCACUCAUUGCUGUUGGCACAAAUGAAUCCAAGUUUGGCAAUGGCAAGAUAUACAUCUUUGGCCAGUCUCGCGUCCAAAAAUGUAUAUCGCCGAAUAAGCAAGCCUCAAUUCGCUUCUUGCACUUUGUUGCGGACAGGCUCGUGAGCUUAGACUCCAGGAGCGAACUCUCAAUAUGGGACCUGGAUACCGCACAACGGCUCGGCGGCUACGGGAAUGCAGGCGCCGUCGCCUGUAUGGUGACAGAUCCCAUGCUGGACUGGGUACUAAUGGGCACGACUUCUGGAGACGUGUUUGCUUUUGAUCUGGACCGCUCGCGUCUUUCAAACUUUCGCCUGCCGAACUUUUGGAAGCAGAGAGACCCGCGCGUCAGAGCUCCCAACAUGGUGUCGAUGCAGCUGCACCCGCGGGACAUUGGCAAGCUUCUCAUUGCAUACAACAGCGGCGCUGUAAUCUACUCUUUCAAGCAGAACCAGCCCACCAGAUUCUUCGAAUAUGUCCUACAGCCUGGCGCUCCCGGAGGAACCGGUGACAAGGUCAACACGGUACGAACUCCUCGCGUCAUACAGGCUGUCUGGCAUCCCACGGGAACCUUUGUCUUGACAGCCCAUGACGACGGCAGUCUUGUCUUUUGGGAUGCAAAAGAUGGCCGUAUGAUUGCAGCCAGGUCAUUAUCCGAGAUCAAUGUUGAUCAGCCAACAGCCGAACCUCCCCGACCUGUCCUUCUGGAACCCUUCACGCACAUUGCGUGGUGUUGUAAGAAUGACCCGGACGAUACCGGUCUGCUGAUAGCUGGCGGACUUCCUGUGGGCUCCACAGAAAAGGGGCUCACUUUCUUGGAGCUCGGUCCAACUCCCAUAUAUGCCACUUCUUCCUGGGAGGUACUGUCAAACCACUUCAAGGGCAAACGGCAACAUCUCCUACGAGCUCCACUUGGUGCAGACAUCACAGAGUUUUAUCUCCUCCCGCGCUCUUCUCCCCACUUUGCCGGCGCUCAAGACCCCAUAGCCGUCAUCGCACUGCUGAACUCUGGAGAGAUGAUCACCAUGAGCUUUCCAUCCGGUUAUCCCAUUAGCCCAACCAACCAACUUCACCCCUCAUUAACAUUUGUUCAUCCUUUUGUGAUGAAGGUUGCUGUUACAACUGUCAGCAGAGAAAGAUGGCUUGGGAUGAUUGAGGUGAGAAACCAAGGCGAACCGCUUUUGAAGGGAGGCGCACUCGCCAGGAGACUACGAAGACGACACGACAGCAGAAACAUUAUACAGGUCGCGCAUGCCGAUGGUACCGUGCGGUUAUGGGACGUUGGUCAUGGAGACGACAUUGAGAACGCAGGCAUGCUACAGGUUGAUGUUGCCAGAUCCACCGGUCGUUAUGAGGACCUCGAGAUCACAGCCCUGUCGAUGGCCUCUCAUACUGGCGAGUUCGCUGCAGGAACCAAGACAGGCGAGGUCGCAAUAUAUCGCUGGGGCACUAACAAGCACUUCCAGCAUGAUUCUGAAACCGAUAUCAAGUCUAACCCCGGGGGACUCACGGACAUCAGUAUCAGGUCGGAGCCGUCACUACGUGAGGGUCUGCAGCCACUGAUUCUAUAUGAGAUGAUGCAGGGCCCUAUUACGGCGCUGCAAGUGUCCAACGUUGGGUUUGUAGCUGUGGGGUCUGAGAAUGGCUUCUUCAGCAUCAUCGACCUACGGGGGCCUGCGAUUAUCAUGCAGGCAUCGAUUGCAGAGUUUACAAAGCAAGAAAAGAGGUCGUCAUUUCUCAGGGGUCACUCCAGUGGGUCCUCUGGAAAAGACUGGCCUGUAGUCAUCGAAUUUGGAGUGAUGACACUUGAAGACGAUAAUUACUCUAGCAUCGCCUGCUUUGUCGGAACCAACCAAGGCAAAGUCGCAACUUUCAAGUUGAUACCUUCGGGUGGCGGAUACUCUGCGAAACUCGCGGGUGUCGUAAAUUGUGGAGACCAGAUCAUUAGUAUCAGCCCGAUCAUGACAGAAACAGGCGCACCUGCGGCGGCGACAGGAGAGAUAGUCGCCGGUCUGCGAGAAGGGAAACAGGUUAAUGGCACCCUCGUCGUCGCAACACAAACCGAAAUUCGAAUUUUCAAACCCGCCACCGCCAAGGGUGCGUCCAAGUCAUUUGACAAUGUUUUCUGUGACGCUGCGGCUGUCACCGAGUUUGAACUACAUGGUCAUGCCAUCGUUGGUGUUUUUGGCGACUGUACCGCCAGGGCCUUUUCGAUUCCUGGUCUCAAGGAGAUCAGCAAAGCUUCAUUAAAUGGGACGAUGGAUCCAGGCCGGAGUGGAGGAUCUUUGGUUACGCCCACAGGCGACAUAUUCUGCUGGGCUGGACCUUCAGAGCUCGUAGCGGUCCCAGUAUGGGGAGGUGGUACCGGGGUCAGCAACAGCGACGAUACUAUGAUAAACCCGGCCAUGAAAGUUCCGCCGCGCCCGACAAUCAGCAACAUGCAGUGGAUCAGCGGAACGCAGCAUGUAUCACCUACAGACCUCGACGAGCUUAUUGGCGGGCCCGACCGGCCACCUAGCAAACGGAUGAUUGCCGCUGCUGCGGAGGAACAGAGGCUUGCUAGGGGAGGUGGGGUCUCUAGUUCGUCUACGGCUAUGCGAGCUGGGGCUACUCAGGAGGGAUGGGGCGAGUACCUAACACGGCAGCUUAACGAAAGGACAGAGAAGCUCAAUAUCGUGAACGACAGCAUGGACAAUCUGCAAACCAAGAGCCAGGGUUGGGCUGACGACGUCAACAAGUAUGUCAGCAAGCAGAAGAAGAACUUGGUGCUCGGAGCCAUCAAGGGCAAAUUCUCAUAAUCGAGGAUGACGAUGGAUCAGGUCACAUGCCUCGAGCGAGGGCCGUACUGCCGGUCUUAUCAGCACGUUUAUCGCCGCGAGCUUCGAUAUCGAUUGGUGGCAGUCAACCCAGCCCAAAUUCACCUGCCAUCCUGCUCUCCCUCCACAUCCACAUGCCUUUCAAGCUCCCAAAAGUUGCAGAGGUUUUCAAGCGCAACAGGCACCGUGGCCUCGACGUCAGGACGACCAAAAGGGAUGAGGCCCCCUUGGCCCGAGGGCUUGAAUUUGAGGACGCUCAUUUUCGAGCCCAGGUGGACGACAGAAAAACCGCCCAGGGUUUUCGUAGCUUCUCACAUCUUAAUCAAAGGAGUUGGGAAAGUGAGCUUUUGCCUCGGCCCCCCUUUUCUCUACUGCCUUGGGAAACUUGGUCGGAUUCAAACAUUCAUGAUGCGCUAUUCUCUUUUACCUGUAUGAAUGGUAUUUUGGAUCUUGAUUUUUCAACAAGACUGCUCGGCUUUGUAAUGUAAAACUGCAUGGAUCCGACCUUUCUGGUAGUCCUUGCCGGACUUUUGUAGUUUCUUGUUCCUACUUCCUAUAUCCCAUUCGCCUUUCUGUCACAUAUUUGUAGGAACCUACCAUAUAGAGUUGUGUUCGCAUGUUAACCAUAAGCUCAUG